AGUCCGUUCCAAUCUCAUGUUAAAUUAAUGACAAAAAAAUUGCGUUGCACAAGUAGUUUUGUCCCUCAUAAAAUUGUCAAAAUAUAUCGUUCUUACCACCAAGAUGGUAAAAAUUAUGAAGAAUGGAAAAGUUGUACUGGUCCUCAGUGGCCGGUACGCAGGACGUAAAGCAAUUGUGGUGAAAAACUACGAUGAGGGCACAUCGGAGAAACAAUACGGCCAUGCCUUGGUUGCAGGUAUCGACAGGUAUCCACGCAAAGUUCACAAGCGCAUGGGAAAAGCUAAAAUUCACAAGAAAUCUAAAAUAAAGCCUUUUAUCAAGGUACUCAACUAUAAUCAUGUUAUGCCUACCAGGUAUACAGUUGAUUUGCAGUUGGAGAAAAUUGCACCCAAAGAUCUUAAAGAUCCAAUGAAGAGGAAAAAGAUCCGCUUCCAGACUCGUGUCAAAUUCGAAGAAAGGUACAAAUCUGGUAAAAACAAGUGGUUCUUCCAGAAGCUCAGAUUUUAAUUUUUCAUAAUUCAAUAAACAAAAUUUGACAAACCAACUCUGAAAGUAAUAAAUUGU
Messenger RNA from Trichogramma pretiosum, 565 nucleotides. Its product is annotated as 60S ribosomal protein L27-like. The record is from RefSeq and is a predicted model, not a curated record. The transcript is spliced from 4 exons. Lineage: Eukaryota; Metazoa; Arthropoda; Insecta; Hymenoptera; Trichogrammatidae. Bases 104 to 508 code for a protein of 134 amino acids. Gene Ontology annotation, molecular function: structural constituent of ribosome. Gene Ontology annotation, cellular component: cytosolic large ribosomal subunit; ribosome. Gene Ontology annotation, biological process: translation.